Molecule: messenger RNA, 1275 nt
Organism: Branchiostoma belcheri (Belcher's lancelet)
Lineage: Eukaryota; Metazoa; Chordata; Leptocardii; Amphioxiformes; Branchiostomatidae
Exons: 4
Coding region: 1-1275 (424 amino acids)
Biological process (GO): DNA integration; DNA recombination
Molecular function (GO): DNA binding
Source: RefSeq, a predicted model, not a curated record
AUGGCUUUGAGCAGCUUCACGGCUGCCAGUUCUCGCCGUUCUCUGAGUCGAAAAGCGGAGCUAGAGGCGGCAAUCCGCGACGCAGAGCUUCGACACGAAGUGCAGGAACUAGAAAAGAAGCUACAACGCCUGACGACCGCCUCACCUUACCCUCCUACCAUCCCUGGCACGGGAUCCUCUGCCGGCGUGGCGGCUCUGCUCGGCGACGCAGACGUCACCCUGGAUCAACUCCGAAAAGACUCCCAGCUGCUGACCAAGGUGGACGAAAAACUGGCUCAUCUGGACGGCGCCUCCGUUACCAAGCCGCCCCCCUCAAAAGGCCUCGCCGCUCAACUGGCAGCGCUCGACCGGGACGUCGUCGGGGCUAAACAGUCUGCCUUCGCGGAAGGAACGUACAAGAAUCUGAAGACACAGUGGCGUGCGUACCUCCUGUUCUGUGAACACUUCCGCUUAACCGCACUCCCUGCUAAAACACGGACUCUCGCCAGGUACGCCCAGUUCCUGUCUCGCUCGCUAAAGUGCGUCAAUAGCAUAAAGAUUUACCUCCACGGGGUUCGGUUGUUGCACUUGUUUCAAGGUCUCACACCCCCACCUGCCGGCGCCUUCGACUUACGGCUGGUCCUGUCCUCCCUACAGCGGCACUCCACCCACGUUCCACAACAGAAACUGCCCAUCACCCCGGCAAUCCUUCUGCAAAUCCAUGGUCAUCUAGACGUAACAAGGCCGCUGCAUGCGACUCUCUGGGCGGCGUUCUGCGUCGCUUUCUUCGGCCUUCUUCGCAAGUCGAACUUGGUCCCUAAAUCCAGCGCUGCCUUCGACACGGACAAGCAUCUCACCAGACAGUCAUUUCACGCGUCCGAGGGCGGAUUGGUGCUCCACAUCACCUGGUCCAAAACCUUACAAUUCAAACAAAAAGUCCUCCGUCUCCCACUUCCGGUCAUCCCCGGACAUCCCUUGUGCCCCACGCAGGCGUACCUGAACAUGUGCCGGCUGCUACCUGCACCCCCUCAUGCUCCCGCGUUUCUGAUCCCCUCUCGAGCGGGGGUCCUAGUCACCCUGACUCAUGAUACACUCGUGACUCAUCUCAAAACUCUGCUCCACACAGCGGGUUUUCCCGCCGCUCGUUUCUCAGGCCAUAGCUUCCGACGGGGCGGGGCCACGUACGCCUGGCACUGUGGCGCGGACCCGGCCACCAUCAAGCUGCUCGGCGACUGGUCAUCAGACGCUUACGAACGCUACCUGGACUCGUCUCUGGAGCAACCUGUGCGUAAUUAG